GAAUUUUGGCGGCGCACUCGGACUGCCGGUACUUCCGGUGAGGGUCGUCUGGUCGAGGCUGGUUGGUCUACGCGUGGAGACCUGCGGGGUCCUGAGGCUGUGGAGGGCUAGAGUGAGGCGGACAGGAGAAGAAGCCUGGAGCUGAGGACCGAGAGUUGAAUAAGUAUAUAUAUCAUUAUAAGCACCAUGGAUGAAGAACCUGAGAGAACCAAGCGGUGGGAAGGAGGUUAUGAGAGAACCUGGGAAAUUCUUAAAGAAGAUGAAACUGGAUCACUUAAAGCUACAAUAGAAGAUAUUCUCUUCAAGGCAAAGAGGAAAAGAGUGUUUGAGCACCAUGGACAAGUUCGACUUGGAAUGAUGCGCCACCUGUAUGUGGUGGUGGAUGGAUCGAGAACAAUGGAAGAUCAGGAUUUAAAGCCCAAUAGACUGACGUGCACUUUAAAGUUGCUGGAAUACUUUGUAGAAGAAUAUUUUGAUCAAAACCCUAUCAGUCAGAUUGGAAUAAUUGUAACUAAGAGUAAAAGAGCUGAAAAACUGACUGAACUCUCAGGAAACCCAAGGAAACAUAUAACAUCUUUGAAGAAAGCUGUAGAUAUGACCUGCAAUGGAGAACCAUCGCUCUAUAAUUCCUUAAGCAUGGCUAUGCAGACCCUAAAACACAUGCCUGGACAUACAAGUAGAGAAGUGCUAAUCAUCUUCAGCAGCCUUACCACCUGUGAUCCAUCUAAUAUUUACGAUCUCAUCAAGACCCUGAAGACAGCUAAAAUUAGAGUGUCUGUUAUUGGAUUAUCUGCGGAGGUUCGAGUUUGUACUGUACUUGCUCGUGAAACUGGUGGCACAUACCAUGUUAUCUUAGAUGAAACCCAUUACAAGGAGUUGUUAGCACAUCAUGUGAGCCCCCCUCCUGCCAGCUCAAGCUCCGAGUGCUCACUCAUUCGCAUGGGAUUCCCUCAGCAUACCAUUGCUUCUUUGUCUGAUCAGGAUGCAAAACCAUCUUUCAGCAUGGCGCAUUUGGAUAAUAAUAGCACUGAGCCAGGGCUUACAUUGGGAGGCUACUUCUGCCCACAGUGUCGAGCAAAGUACUGUGAGCUUCCUGUUGAAUGUAAAAUAUGUGGUCUUACUUUGGUGUCUGCACCUCAUCUGGCAAGAUCUUACCAUCAUUUAUUUCCUUUGGAUGCUUUUCAAGAAAUUCCCCUAGAAGAAUAUAAAGGAGAAAGGUUUUGUUAUGGAUGUCAGGGGGAAUUGAAAGACCAACAUGUCUAUGUUUGCACAGUGUGCCAAAAUGUUUUUUGUGUGGACUGCGAUGUCUUUGUUCAUGACUCUCUCCACUGCUGUCCUGGCUGUAUUCAUAAGAUCCCAACUCCUUCAGCGCAUCAUGACUGAUCAGCUAGCUGAAAACAAACUGCUGAACUAAAGAAGUUUUCUCCUUAUUGGAUGAAGAUGGAGAAGGCAAUGGGAACAUGAACUUGGCCCUCCCAUAUGGUCACUGAAAAAACCCAACAAGCCAAUUCAGGAUAUCCCAGAAUUUUUACUCUGAUGGAAGAAAGAAGAAAGAAAAGAAGAAGAAUGCAAAUGCUGUACCUCACUUGGUCUGUGCUUCAUUCAGUUCUUGCCUCUAGGCACCUGCUUUGAGGCCUUGCCUUGGCACCCCCAGGGAUGGACUGUUAGCUGUGAACCAAAAGAGCUCUUCCUUUCCUGAGCUGGCUAUGGUUAAGUUUUAUCACAGGAACAGAAAACAAACUAGGGCAGUGUGCAUUUGAAAAUGAUCUUUUUCAUGUGUACACAUCUUGCUUAAGAAAAUGGUGUUAAAAAACAUUACUUCAAAACUCGAGGCGGGACAGGGUCUCUGGCUGUAGAAAUCAUACAAUUCAGGAUGGAACUAGGGCCUUCGCUCCAUUGGCUUAUUUAAGGACUUAGUCUUUGACUUUAGUGAUCCCAGAGUUUACCUCAGACCCUGGUCUGUGGCUCCAGUGGUCCCAGAGAUCACCUUGGGACCUGGCCUUUGAUCUGAGCCAUCUGAGAGUUCACCUCAGGACUCAAGUUUUGUCUGUAGUGGUCUCAGAGUUUAGCUUGGAAAAGUACCUUUAAUUCCAGGGGUCCCAGAUGUCAGUACAACAAGGGUUUUGGUUUUAGCAGUCCCUGAGUUUAUCUUCAAGCCAGAAAUUUGGUUUUAGCACCUCUAGGGUUCACCAUGGGAUAGGGCUUUUGUCUAGAGGUCCCAGCACUGAGCAUUGUGCAAAGCCUUUUGCUCAAAAGCUCUUAGAGAUCACUAUAAGACUGAAGUUCUGACUGUUCUUCCCAGUCAGAAUUUAAUGUAAAGCUGGCAUUUGACUCCAGCCCCUGGCAGAUUCAGAGUUCAGCAUUCCAGUGGGCCAUUCCAUGUGGCCACUCUGGUGAUAAGUGUGUGGUGCUCCUGUUGUUACGCUGUCACAUCUAGGUGGGGUAAACCCACUUUGGAGUCAACACCAGGCUUCACAGUCUUCAUAGCUGACAUUCAUGAAGACUUACAGAAAAAAGACAACUAGAGAGUUGGAAGAGAACUGAAAAUUUUAAGAUAAAUCCAAUCAACACACACAAAAAACAAAAGAAAAUUAAAUGACAAAGCAAUUCAUCACAACACUCAUUCCAAACCUCAUAACUCCCUUAUAAUGGAAGCCAAAGUCGGUGAGGUAGGUGACAUGUCUGAGAAAGAAUUCAGUUUUGCUUUUUAUAAGAAAGAAUGACCAUAAAGAAGUCUCAAGAAGAUGGAUGAGUUAAGUACAUCUAUCCAAAAUUUACACAAGAGAUUUCUCCAGAGAGAGUGAAAAUUUAAUAAACUGGAGGAGAAAGUCCAGUAUAUGAAGGGAAAACUCAGGAAGGGAAUUGAAACAUUAAAAACCAAAUAGAAAUUCUGGAAGUGAAGGAAAUGGUCAAUUAAAUAAAAACACUUCCACAUCAGGAAGAAUCGACAACAGACAAGAGAACACAGAAGAACAUAAGGGAUGAGAAUACCAAGAGGAGACAGCCAUACAGAGAGACAUAUAAGGAGAAGAUUAAGCAUGAACAGAUAUUUCCAUGAAGUCUGAGAUGCAUUUAGGAGGGCAUAUUGUACAAGGAGCAGAGAUAAUAGAUUAAUGAAAUUAUACUAGGAAUGUCUGAAACCUAGAGAAUGAAGUAGACAUCCAAAAACAACAGGCAUUCAGAAUACUGAAUCAAUAUGGACAAUGAAGAAAUUCACCAUACGUCAUAGUCAAGAUGUCAGAAAUACAAAGUAAAGAAACACUAUUAGCAUGGUAUGAGAAAUAUCAGUUCAUCUUACCAAAGCAGGAAUAUCUAAAUAGACCAUCUGUACCCCCAAAAGAAUGAACUGAUAGAUUUGAAGUUCUGAAAGUAAGCAACUCUAAACCAAGAGUGAUAUAUCCAGAAAAGUUAACUUUCACAAUUGGUGAAGAUUAAGGAUUUUUUCAAGACAAACACAAAUGGAUGCUAUUUAUAGCAGUCAAACCAACAUUGCAGGAUGUUAAAGGAAUACUAUAGAGUACUAGUUCUCAGCCUUCCUGAAGCUGUGACCUUUUAAUAUAAUUCCUCAUGUGGUCACCAAAGACCAUAAAAUUAUUUCAUUGUUACUUCAUGACUGUAACUUUUCUACUGUAAUGAGUCAUAAUGUAAAUAUGUGAUAUGCAAGAUAUCAGGUAUGUGACCUCUAUGAAAGGGUCAUUCAGCCACCAUAGGGGUUAUGAGCCACUGGUUGAGACCCACUGCUAUAGAGGGAAGAAGAAGAAAGACAGUCUUCUGUGACAGCUCAUGAAAGUAUAUGCUCCAUGGAAGAAAGAGAAUAACAGCAACAAAUUAGGAAAGGAUCAAACAUGUCCAACAUAGCAAAACAACAAUUCCCAAACUAUUGGGGGGGGGGAGACAGUAGUAAUCCAGCAAACUAAAACAACAAAUUAAGAGGAAAUAGCAAACUCUUCAAUAAUAGCCUUACAUGAAUAUGGACUAUCAGUAUUGGCACAUGUCUUUAAUCCUAGUAUUCAAGAGGCAGAGCAGGUGGGU
Mus caroli (Ryukyu mouse) is the source of this 4032-nucleotide messenger RNA. Its product is annotated as general transcription factor IIH subunit 2. The record is from RefSeq and is a predicted model, not a curated record. Lineage: Eukaryota; Metazoa; Chordata; Mammalia; Rodentia; Muridae. Gene Ontology annotation, molecular function: zinc ion binding. Gene Ontology annotation, biological process: regulation of transcription by RNA polymerase II; DNA-templated transcription; nucleotide-excision repair. Gene Ontology annotation, cellular component: transcription factor TFIIH core complex; transcription factor TFIIH holo complex.